Messenger RNA from Trichoderma gamsii, 1599 nucleotides. Its product is annotated as succinyl-CoA:3-ketoacid-coenzyme A transferase subunit A. The record is from RefSeq and is a predicted model, not a curated record. The transcript has 4 exons. Bases 1 to 1599 code for a protein of 532 amino acids. NCBI's taxonomy places the organism in Eukaryota, Fungi, Ascomycota, Sordariomycetes, Hypocreales, Hypocreaceae. Gene Ontology annotation, molecular function: succinyl-CoA:3-oxo-acid CoA-transferase activity. Gene Ontology annotation, biological process: ketone body catabolic process.
AUGUCUUCUUCAAUGCGGCAUUCUCUCAAAUCUGGAUUGAGAUCUAGCAGAGCCCAACCUAGGCUUUUACAAACCUCAUCAUGGAGACAGUCCACUUUCGGUAGCCAGCGAACAUUUGCGACAUCUGGCAUGUGUCCCGCUAUAAACAAGAUCUGUGGUUCAGCUGCAGAGGCAAUUGCGGACAUGAAAAGCAACAGCACUGUGCUGGUAGGAGGCUUUGGGCUCUGUGGUGUUCCAAACACUUUGAUCAAUGAAGUGCGCGCAAACAAAUCACGUAUCACCGGUCUUACUGCAGUUUCAAAUAAUGCUGGAACCAACGGUUCCGGUCUCAGCCUGUUGCUGGAGACUCGACAGAUUAAGAAGAUGGUUGCCAGUUACAUCGGAGACAACAAGAUAUUUGGAUCGCAAUAUGGAAAUGGAGAACUAGAAGUGGAACUAACUCCUCAAGGCACGAUUGCUGAGAAGUGCCGCGCAGGUGGUGCAGGUAUUCCAGCCUUUUACACUCCAGCUGCUAUGGGUACUGUCGUGCAGACCGGUGAGCUGCCGACAAAACAUCAUCCAGACGGCACACCCGCAGAGUUUUCACUACCAAAGGAUGUCAAAAUCUUCAAUGGAAAGCCUUAUCUUCUUGAAGAGGCAAUCAAUGGAGACUAUGCAUUCAUCAAGGCGUUUAAAGCAGACAGACUGGGUAAUUGCCAGUUUCAUCUAUCCGCGGCCAAUUUUAACGGGCCCAUGGCACGCAAUGCCAAGAUGACAAUAGUUGAAGCUGAGCACAUUGUUGAAGUUGGAGAUCUGAAGCCAAACGAGAUUCAUUUACCGGGAAUAUAUGUUAAGCGCGUCAUCCUGUCGCAAGUUCCCAAGGCCAUCGAGAAAUACGUGAAUUCGAAGGAGUUGGACGUCUCGACACAUUUAGCUUCACCGGCCCCUUCUUCACCAGGAAACAACAACAGAGAAAAAAUUGCACUUCGUGCAGCCAAAGAGUUCAAGAAUGGCAUGUAUGUCAAUCUCGGAAUUGGCAUUCCGGUGUUGGCGAGCACUUUUGUGCUCCCUGAAGUCGAGGUCUUGCUCCACUCUGAGAAUGGGAUUCUCGGAUUAGGACCAUAUCCAAAGAAAGGCGAAGAAAACCCCGAUUUGAUCAACGCUUCCAAGGAAACAACUACAAUUAUUCCGGGAGCCUGCACUUUCUCGAGUGAUGAGAGUUUUGGUAUGAUUCGAUCUGGCAGAAUUGAUCUCACCAUUCUUGGUGCCAUGCAAGUAAAUGCGACCGGAGAUCUUGCUAACUGGAUGCUGCCAGGAAAAGUAAAAGGCUUUGGCGGAGCCUUGGACUUGGUUUCCAACCCUGAGAAAACCAAGGUUGUCGUGACUAUGGAGCACACAGAUCGGAAAGGAAACCCCAAAAUCGUCCGCCAGUGCACAUUUCCACUCACCGGUAGGCAAUGUGUUUCGACCAUUAUUACAGAGUUGGGAGUGUUCGACGUUGACUGGAAAGAGGGACUGACACUGCGGGAAAUUGCCAGCGGUGUCACAGUCGAUGAAAUUAAAAGCAAGACUGAAGCCCCGUUCAAAGUUGUAGAAGACCUCAAGAUUAUGGAUAGCUAG